UGCAGUCAGUAUCCCUGCCAGCUCGCUGGAAUAGACACAGGCACAGAUUGGAUCAUGCAAAAAACAUUCCUGCCCAGUGAAGUCAUGCUGUUUGUAUUUUAAGUUCGCCGGGACUAAUGAAUUAAAAGCCUUGAACUCCCGUGGUUUGUCACUUUUUUUUCUUUCCCUAAGACUGUGACAGGCGGAUUUUUCCCCCCCAUCUUUUCUUUUUUACCCCCAGAGCAUGACAACAUACAAAGCCACGGGAAGGAACGGAAAGUGGGAUAAGGGGAGAGAAGCAGAAAAAGACAGUGAUUCAUUUGUUUUUUGUUAAUAAAAAGCAGAGCCAGCUAGCCUUGCAGGUAGCCGAACGUUGCGCUGCUGACAGCUGUUCCAGCCUUUCAUUCGCUGUCAGUGUUGCUAUGCAGCAGGUGCAGACUUACUCUGUAUUGACUUCUUCCUCCAUAAAGACAAGCACCAGCCAAGGAAGUGGCUGACCUAGGAUUACCGAAGUGCAGACACACUCGGCUGAGUGAGUAUUAUUCCAGAUAAGGUGGUAGAAGCCAUUGUAUCCACAUGAUCACCACCGCCAGAAUCCCUGCCGAUAAACCCGUGCGGAUUUCGUUCCGUCUUAAUGACUCUACAGAUGAAUCGUCUGCAGAGACCUCCUUCCCCCUCUCCUUCCCAAAUCUAGAUCAGCAGCUUCAGCCUCUUCCGCCAUGUAACACUUCCAAGGAGUCCAUGCAGGUGUUUAAACAGCACUGCAAAAUUGCAGAGGAGUACCACCAAGUGAAGAGAGAAAUCGCGCUCCUAGAAGAAAGGAAAAAGGAGCUAAUCGCCAGGCUGGAUCAAUUCGAAAAUUCAGAUGUUUCUCACUUAGCGGAAGAGUACGAGGACCUCAGCAAGGAGAACCACAGCCUCAACCUGGCUCAUUCCCGCUGCAAAGAGCAACUAGAGAAACUGAAAAUCCAGUAUCAGAAACGUCAGGGGUCGUCCUAACAGUAACCUGACACACAGCCUGGUACAAAGUCAUCAACACACCAGCACUUUUAUUUAAAAAAAGAAAAAGUGAAUGUGUCGCAACAACUUACGCAACACUUACUCAGUGAUGCAUAAGUGGCGGCACUAUCAGUAGUGAAGGACAGAGAUUGAGAGCAACAUUGGAGUGUACUUACUAGCACACUACAGAUGUACAGCAACCCAAAGCAACACCCUAACAUUUAGGUUUGACACCUUCAGACAAUAAUCAGACAAUAAGAUUAUACAACAAAACACAGACCCGCACAUUUUAUUUUUGCGCGCAAGUGCGCCCCGACCGAUUACCUGCCUAGCGCAUUUCAAAGCUGUGUGUGUUUGUCUUUUGAGAUACAGCCCCCUUUAGCUUCAUUUAUGUCUUAAAUUAUUCCUGGGUUGAGAAGUGGAUAUUGUGAAUGUCUUAUUACGUGACUUCUGUGUGUUUUAUUAUGUUGGUCGCAGGGCAUCUACAGAAGUGCAGCCGGACCUGCAGAGAUUACAGAAAAAGUAAGGGCCUCAUUCAGUCUGUCGCAGAACCGUCUGCGAGUACGGAUGUCUGCGGCAGCCAGAGUUACUAACUUAUGCUAAUGUAUAUAUCUGUCCAUCUAUGCAAGUACCUGGCAGCCUUCAUGCAGCUCCCCGUUUUCCCAUCCAUAGCAGUCCCUAUUAGAAUUUUAAUCUAAUUUAAAUAACAUCCUCCAGCAAAAUGAAAAUUGUGCAUAUUGAGGCAUUAAGUAGAGUUAGCAAUGAACACCUUCAGUGUGCUACCCACUCCUUCCACUGGGUGGCGCAGCAGAGACAGAGAACCAUAUCUUGCAAAUGAAUGCACUUCCUAUUAAUGGGGGUCAUUCCGAGCUGAUCGCACACUGCCGAUUUUUUGCAGUGCAGCGAUCAGGUUACUACUGCGCAUGCAUAUGCACCGCAAUGCGCACGCGCGUCGUACGGGUACAAACAGCAUCGUUGCUGUGCAAUGCUUCUAGCGACGAAUCCAUUCGCACAGCCGAUCGCAAGGAGAUUGACAGGAAGAGGGUGUUUAUGGGUGUCAACUGACCGUUUUCUGGGAGUGGUAGGGAAAACGCAGGCGUGUCCAGGCGUUUGCAGGGCGGGUGUCUGACGUCAGUUCCGGGACCGGACGGGCUGAAGUGAUCGCAAGGGCUGAGUAAGUUCAGACCUACUCUGAAACUGCAAAAAACGUUUUCGUCCCUUUCGGCUGCACAUGCGAUCGCACACUUGCAAAGAGAAAAUACACUCCCCCGUGGGCGGCGACUAUGCGUUUGCACGGCUGCAAAAAGUAGCUAGCGAGUAAUCAACUCGGAAUGGGGGCCAGUAUCGGGUGCACUCGGACAAAAAAGGAUAUUUGCGCUUCGCACCUCCGCACUAAUGAGCCUUAAAGAGUGUAAACCUCAGGCUGGUUGCUAUGGGUUUUUGCACUUUUGAAUUUUGUUUGUAAAUAACCUCUAUGAUCUUUAUUUAAAGGUGAAGUAUAAUAAACACAAAUAAUUUUAAUAUGUUACAUGAAAUUAAAUAUAAAGUGAACAUUGUGUGCUUGGAAACACAGCCGUCAUUUGUAUAAUAUUUAUUGGUUUAUUCGGAUGCUCCCCAACAUGGAAACAUUUCACAGGUUACAGGAAGGUAAUACUCGAGCAACUUAAAGGAAUAAAUCAAAUCAUAAUAAUAAUUUCUUUCAUUAAAAAAAAACAAAAAAUAGUAAGUAUGAUUCUAUUUAAUUUUAUACAACAUAUGAAAAGUUAUAUGCUAGGAAAAUGUAUUAUUUAAAUGUAAUGGUAAUUUAAUGAAACCUGACUUAUUUGAUUAAUUAUAAACCUGUGAAUGUGUUUUUUUUUCUUUCUCUUUCUUCUAAACAGAAUUAAUUUUUAGAGAUACUGUAUGUACGUCAGCUGCUGUGAGCUGUGGCACUAUGUUUAGUGGCACUUACACGUCUCGCCCUAUAAUUUCCAGGUGUAUACUCUUAUUGGGGAGUAGACUGUCAAAUGUGGGAAUGUUAUCUAUCUACGGGGGUCAUUCCGAUUUGAUCGCUAGCAGCAUUUGUUCGCAGCGCAGCGAUCAGGCAAAAAAAAUGGCAGUUCUGCACAUGCGUAUGCGGCACAAUGCGCACGCACGACGUACGGGCACAACGAAUUAUGUCGUUUUGCACAGGGUCUAGCGAUGCAUUUCGGUCGCACUGGUUGUCGCAGAGUGAUUGACAUGAAGUGGGUGUUUCUGGGUGUCAACUGACCGUUUUCAGGGAGCGUUUGGGAAAACGCAGGCAUGCCAGAAAAACCGCAGGCGUGGCUGGGCGUUCGCUGGACGGGUGUGUGACGUCAAAUACGGAACUGAAUAGGCUGAAAUUAUCGCAAGCGCUGAGUAGGUUUUGAGCUACUCUGAAACCACACAAACAUUUUUUGCAUGCGCUCUGCGAUACAUUCAUUCGCACUUCUGCUAAGCUAAAAUACACUCCCCAGUGGGCGGCGACAUAGCGUUUGCACGGCUGCUAAAAACUGCUAGCGAGCGAUCAACUCGGAAUGACCCCCAAUGUACCUGUCACCUACACAAAGUUAACUCAGCCAUUCUGUGGAAUUAAUUAAUUUUCAGCCUUUCAAUUCACUAGUAACCUCAAUGAGGUACAGUGGGCCUAAUUCAGAUCUGUUCGCUUGCUAUCAUUUUUCGCUGUGCAGUGAUCAGGUAACUACUGUGCAUGCGUAUGCACCGCAAUGCGCAGGCGCGCCGUAUGAUUACAAAGUGGAUCGUUGCUGUGCACUGGUUCUAGCGAAGAUACCAUUCGCACAGCCGUUCGCAAGGAAGAGGGCGUUUGUGGGUGGCAACUGACCGUUUUCUGGGAGUGGUUGGAAAAACGCAGGCGUGUCAAAGCGUUUGCAGGGCGGGUAUCUGACGUCAAUUCCGGCCUCGAAUAGGCUGAAGUGAUCGAAGUGGCUGAGUAAGGUCAGAGCUACUUGGAAACGGCACAAGCUGUUUUUGUACAAGGCGGCUGCACAUGCGUUCGCACACUUGCAAAGCUAAAAUACACUCCCCUAUAGGAGGCGACUAUCUGAUCGAUGCGCUGCAAAAAAUAGCGAGUGAACAGAUCUGAAUUAGGCCCCCGUGUGCAUCAUGGCUCAGUGAUGUCCCUAGUUUCUAAUGAAUUGGUAGGCUGCUUUCCCAUGAAUGUUGGUGAGUAGGUGGGGGAACAGUAAAAAUCAUCACACCUUUAUACAUUGUUUUAAUAUUAGUCUGCAUAAGUAUAAUUCACUGGUGUACACAUGUUAAAUUAUACACUGAAUGUGAGAGGACAAUUACAAAAAUUAUUAUUAAAGGUUAUCUUCUUGGUUUUUA
Molecule: messenger RNA, 4323 nt
Organism: Pseudophryne corroboree (corroboree frog)
Lineage: Eukaryota; Metazoa; Chordata; Amphibia; Anura; Myobatrachidae
Gene: MAP3K7CL
Product: MAP3K7 C-terminal like
Exons: 5
Coding region: 556-978 (140 amino acids)
Cellular component (GO): cytosol; nucleus
Source: RefSeq, a predicted model, not a curated record